UUCUAAACCACCCCCCCCGCCCUCCUCGUGGCUCCGAAGCUCGAAACCCUAGAAAAAGGGGUAGCUCCCAUGGCGGAGGAGGCGGCGGCGGCGGCGAAGUCGAGCUCUCCCGCCGCGUGGCCGGUGGCGAAGGCGGAGGCCGCGCCGGCCCCGACAUCCGAUUCCGCUCCCAAGGUGAAGGGAGAAGCUGCGGCGGCGGCGGCGGCGGCGGCGGCGGGGGUGGGGAUGGGAGAUGGGAGGACGUUCUCGCAGCUACUCGCGGGGGCGAUGGCGUCGCCGAAGGCGGGGAGCGGGCCCCACGCGGCGGCGCCGCCGCCGAUCCUCACCGUGCCGGUGAUGGCGGUGCCGUGCUUCUUGGCCCCCGCAGCGCUGAUCGAGUCAUCGGGGUUUAAGGGCCAAUUUGCAAUGACCCAUCAAGCAGCCUUGGCGAGUGUUACAGCUCAGGCUCAGCUGCAGUUGCAGGCUUUGAACUCCCAACCAAGUUCAUUACCACAUCCUAUUCUGCCUACUGUGAGCCCUGCCCAGCUGCAACAAAGGUCACCGUCAAUAACUGACGAAAAUAGUUCCACACCGAAGUCAGAGAAACCACCCUUGUCUGAGCAGAAACCACAAUCUACUCCUGCUCUUGUGAGCAACACAACUACUGAUGGCUUCAAUUGGAGGAAAUAUGGUCAGAAGCAAGUGAAGAGCAGUGAGAAUUCCCGAAGCUAUUAUAGAUGCACGACUACUAGUUGUUCUGCUAAAAAGAAGAUUGAGCGGUGCCCGGACGGUCGUGUUGUUGAGAUAGUAUAUAGAGGAGGACACAACCACGAAGCGCCUCAAAAAACCAGAUACCCAAAAGAGAGAGGGCCUCCAUCUAGCGGGCCUUCUGGAGACAAUGAGACUUUGCAAGUUCCAAACAAAGAAGCUAAUGAGUCAGAGACUACAACUUGCAAGACUGAACAGAAUGUUGGGAGUGAAACUCCCGAGCAACAAUUAUACUGCUCGAGUGAUUGUGAAGGGGAUCCUGGGAGUAAGAAUGAAGAAGAUCUGAGUGAAGAACCAGAGCCAAAACGAAGGAUGACUGAAAGCGUUGCAACUAACCCAGCACCAGCUCUAAAAGCAGUGAGGGAGCCAAAAGUUAUUGUGCAGACUGCAUAUGAUGUUGGACAUGUAACUGAUGGCUACAGGUGGCGUAAGUACGGGCAGAAGAUUGUGAAGGGAAAUCCAAAUCCAAGGAGCUACUAUCGGUGCACACAUGACGGCUGUCCUGUUCGUAAGCACGUUGAGAGAGCAUCAGAUGAUGCGAAAUCCAUUGUCAUAACUUACGAAGGUAAACACAACCACGAACAACCAGCUUUUAGCUGCAACGAUUCUAAAGGAAGUCCACGUCCCUCCAUUACUGCAAAAGGCGAACAACCUAACGCACCAAACGCCGCAUCGGAUUGUGAACCUCCAAAGGACUCUCUGCCACAUGUAGAUGCAGAAUCAAAUGGCAACAAGGCUAUAGAACUCGGAGGCGAGAAGGCGCUGGAAUCUGCUCAGACUCUUCUAAGCAUUCGAACUAACCCUGACGGCAUAAAGAAACCUCAUUUCGGUGAAAAUUCCCCGCCAGUUGCGGUCCAGAAUACUUGAAGAUUAAACAGAAUUUUAACAGUAGUGUCGUAUUUAUUUACGUACUAUUAUUGGCAGGUUAAUGUUGUUGUAUUAGCUCUUCUGUAUAGUCCUAGUGGAAUCUUGGGAUCAAGACAGCAAACAUGGAUUAGAGCAUCAUAAUCAUCGGUCAUAAUUUAGCAGAGAGAACUGAGAUUUGAGUUGUGGAGCUUGGUGGUUGUUUAAAUGCUGUGUAUAGAUUUCUCUGUACUAUACAUUGUAUGAUUUCUACAUUAUCACUGAGGCUAACAAAAAGGACCAAUGUAUUGUGAAGUUUGUAA
This is a messenger RNA of Ananas comosus (pineapple), 1913 nucleotides long. RefSeq names its product probable WRKY transcription factor 3. The transcript has 4 exons. The record is from RefSeq and is a predicted model, not a curated record. Gene Ontology annotation, molecular function: DNA-binding transcription factor activity; sequence-specific DNA binding. NCBI's taxonomy places the organism in Eukaryota, Viridiplantae, Streptophyta, Magnoliopsida, Poales, Bromeliaceae. Bases 70 to 1614 code for a protein of 514 amino acids. Gene Ontology annotation, biological process: regulation of DNA-templated transcription.